UUGCAUGAAGUGCACCCCCUCCCCUCCCUCUCACUCCUCUCGAUUCCCGUAACGAUCAGGUGACGACAGAAAUGUAUCAUCCAUACGCAGGAUGCGUUGUCUGUCUUGUGAAUAUGGAAGAGGAAUAUUUUAACAUUUUUUUUCUUCUGUGCGGCUGCCGAGAGACUGUAGUUUUAAGUGCGUUGGUGCCCAGCGAUGGCCCCCUCCCCCCCUCUCUCACUCGCUCACUCACCUCUUCUUUCCACCCCCUCCACGGUUAUGAGAGCGGGUCGGGAGGGGGCAGAGAGGGGUGUGGUGGUGGGAGGGGACGCACCCGAAAGAAGGGAACACGAUUGGAAAGGAAAGAAAAAAGUUGGUGGUCGCGACGCACACACGCGAAGACACACACACACACACACACACACACAAGUCCCACAUCCAUCCAACCACCCACCUCCUUCCCUUGGAAGUUGGGGGGAUUCAUUCGGUUGGACGAGAAGGCAGCAAAACCAGGGUCAGCUAAAUUAUAUGACUGGCUAGAAAUUGUUACUCAGAAACGGGAGUCUCCUUCAAUUUCCAGACAUCUAAUUGGUUUUUUUUUGGACGAAUCGUGGGGAGAGGAGAAGGGGAAGGGAAGCGCACGCGGUGGUGGGGGUGUCGCGCCUACUAUUUUUUUGUACCAGCUUGGGACUUUGCACUUUUGCGGGAGGCAAACCGGCCAAGCCAGCGAGCCAACCUAAUAAGCCGGCGCAACACGAAAAAAAUUGAAAGGUUGAGAUGGAAAUGGAGCCACCCCUCUCCGACUCCCCAGAACAGGAAACCCCCGCCUGCCCCGAAAGAAAAGACUGUAUCUGCCCAGAUGUUUCACGUUGGAGUAAAGAAAAAAAAGU
Molecule: messenger RNA, 869 nt
Organism: Lasiosphaeria miniovina
Lineage: Eukaryota; Fungi; Ascomycota; Sordariomycetes; Sordariales; Lasiosphaeriaceae
Exons: 1
Coding region: 72-719 (215 amino acids)
Source: RefSeq, a predicted model, not a curated record